GCCAGAGGUAAGUCACAGUUUUACCUUUUUCUUUACGUUUUUAACUUCAUCAGACAUCUUAGUGUGUUUUAAUUACUUAGAAACAACUUUGAACAGUGAUCUUCAUGUAAUUUAUGACUAUUGAAGGGUAAACCGAGUCUGAGGUCUGUUUUGGGUUAAUUAAGCUAGCUUGAACAUUAGCAAGACAACCGUUACUUAUCCUUUUAGCUAGCGCUAACUGACGUUGCUAACUGACGUUGCUAACUGACUUUAACUUUGAUUAUCCGCCUUUCCUUUAGUUUGUAGACACAGAGCAAAAUCUAUUGAAAUUAAAAACUCCUGGAGAAACAUGAAGAAGGGGGAAAAAUGUGAAAUUCGCUCAAGUAUCUGUCCUUUUCCCCCCAUUUUCUUUUCUGUGAACUGUGUUUUGUUCUUCCUCAGGUGUUGGCAUUGGAGUAAAACCUGGAGUUGCAGGUGCUCUUGGGGCAUUGGGGAGCCGAUAUGGCAACAAAGCAAUGAAGACUGGAAUUGGUCGUUAUCCAGGGGCUCAGCUUGGAGUUGGAGGUUACAGAGCUCUUGGAUUAGGAAGUAAAGCAGGUCUGAAGCAAGGAGGAUAUGGAGCCCAGGGAGCUUAUGGUGCGGCUUUGGGAACAGGAAUGGGAUUGGGGACUGGACUUACAAACGGACUGGGACUGGGUUUGGGCCAGGGAGGAAAACGCGUUUAUGGUGCUGGCCUUGGCACUGUGCCUGGAUAUGGGGCUUUAGCCGGCAUGGGCCAUCCUGGAGCCCGACCAGGAAUUGGACUUGGGUAUCCCACUGGACAGAAGGCUAAGCAACAGAAACCUGGUUUGUCUGCAGCAGAUUUGGGUGGACCUCAGUUGGCCAAUCUGGGCCAACAUGUAUCAGAUCUGAAGAGAGAAAAGAGCAGAGCACUUGGUCUCUUAAAUGGAGACAGAACUUUUGGACCUGAAAUGCCGAACAUGAGGAAGGGUAAUAUACUUACUGCUACUGAAAUACAGACAGAAACUGGCUUUAGACCUUCUGCCCUGCCACAUGGAAGAGAGAUCAAAAGCCUUAAUCCACUAGUUAAGGCAUCACAUCUUGGACCUAGGACAGCCCAUGAUAACCUGAGUAAAGGUCUUGGUCUGGUUACUCAAGUCCAAGGAGGAGAAAGUUAUGAUCCUACACUCUUAGAAAGAAGGGACUCAGCAAGCCAUGGAGCCUCGCUGGCUGCUGGAGGUUUAAGACAGCAACUGCCUCAUAAUAACGACAACAUCAGAAGUCUAGGUUAUGCUUCCUCUCAGGUUCAGAGUGCAAGAGACUAUGAUUCAUCUAUCCAACAUAACCGGCGAACUCCAAACUGUGGCUCCACUCGUGAUUUGUCUGAAGCGUUAAGAGUCAAUCACCAUGAGCUUUUGGGUUCAGAAACACAGAGGACUCAAGGUUUGCUGCCCCAGGCUAAUCCACAGGCACAAGGAGAGAGAACCCAUCAACGGCCUCUUUCACAAACUCACGAUGGCAGAAGCAAUAUUUUCUCCCUGUCUCAAAGUCAAGGAACCGGAGACUAUUUAUCUGCUGCAGCAGACGGACAAGGUGUCAAAGACCUUGUUGCUAAAGAGAAAAGUGGCUCUAGAAUCCGUGGGACUGUUGCUGUGGAAAGCCAGGGUCCUGGUUUUCAAGCACAAGGAGGGGGUAGCUAUGGACCAGUGAUCCCAGUUACAACUGGAACACAAAGUGUAGGAAUCGCCUCAGUUGAAGGGCAGGAAGUUAAAGGCUUUACUGCUGAUGGUCAGAAAACAAAACACCUUUCCCAAGCUGAACGUGAUGUCAAAGUGCCAAAAGCUCUCAGUAUCCCAGGACAGACUGGGAGGAAUACCCAGGGAACAAGUUAUCUUGGUGGAGCAGGAAACUAUCUGGGAGCAAACCUGGGCACUGGAGGCUACGGAGCAGGUUUGGGACAGGGAGCAUACCUGGGUGGAGCAGCUGGAAAACUUGGAGCUGCCGCUGCUCUUGGACAGGGUGGAUAUCCCCAUGGUGCUGCAGGGAUGUCACCUGGUCACAGGAGAAGCUUCAGUGUCAUCCAUUCCUUUACUGGCUAUGGUGAGGGACUGACAGGAUACCUGGGUGCCAUGGGAGCCAAUGGCUACGGUUAUGGGAAUGGUUACAGCGAUGGUCACGGAGCUGGGCUUGGUUACCCUUCAGAGUUAGCUGAUGUUGCUGAGAACAAAGCAGGGAAGCGUGAAGCCCUGAACACAGGAGGCUAUGCUGGACAAGUCCAGGGGGCCUACGGAGGACUUGGUGCAGGACUCGACGCAACUGGUGGCAAAUACGGAGGAGGAGCUGCUCAGGUUCCUUAUGGUAAUGCUCCAGUGAUUCCUGCUGGACUGGAGGGUGAUGGUGGCUACCCAUAUCCUGCUCAGCAGCUCAACCUCGCUGCUGAAGGUGCCAAAACUGCCAGCAAAUAUGGAGCUGGUGCAGGUUAUGGACCUCAGCAUACAGCUUACGGUGCACAGCUAGGAGCAACUCAAGAUGCUUUGGGAGAGCAAGCUGGCAAAUAUGACAGAGUGAACGCUGCCCUUGGAAAUGGAUACAAAGGCUAAAUCAAAUCACCUGGACUUCUUCAUGUGGAUCAUUUAAUGUGUUCAGUGUAAUGUGUUUUUAAAGCUUUUUGUGUGUUUCUCUCCAUCGUGUCCUGUUGUGUUGUCUGUUUUGUCUUUUGCUUUACUUUUCUUAUCCUUCUUGUCUUUCUCUGUGUGGGGACAUCUGUUGCCCAUGUCCGUUUGUCUUGUUGGUCCAAAGCCUGCAGUGCCCCACCAGUCUCAUUCUGUCAACACUGAAAAACAUGGUGGCGAUUGAUAAACACAAGUAAUUGUUUUUUUUUGCAAGAGAUUUGCCUCUAUGUUUUGAAAAAUGAAUAUUAAAAUGAUGAUUUUAGUGUUUUAAUCCAAUAAAUGAAAUGUCAAAUGAUGCUGAAUUUGAACUCCUGAGUAAAGCCAUUGUGUUUACCAG
Messenger RNA from Centropristis striata (black sea bass), 2988 nucleotides. RefSeq names its product filaggrin-2. NCBI's taxonomy places the organism in Eukaryota, Metazoa, Chordata, Actinopteri, Perciformes, Serranidae. The transcript is spliced from 24 exons. Bases 495 to 2579 code for a protein of 694 amino acids. The record is from RefSeq and is a predicted model, not a curated record.